AUGAGAUUAAAUGAUUUAACUGAAUCAAGGAAGAUGUUAAAACAGUUGAAAGAAAAGGAUGUUCGACCGCCUAGAUCAUAUAGCGACUUUUCAAAAUCUCCAAGAUAAUUGCAAUUGGAUACAAUAUAAUUAUAUUCAUGGGGUUUAAAUAAUUGUGGGCAAUUAUUGAAAACAAAUAAAAAUAUAAUCCCUCAUUAUUAAGGAGUACAAUUAUGUUCUGCAGGCGAAAAUCACACUAUUAUAGUGAAUAAUAAAAAUGAAGUAAUAGGAUUUGGUGAUAAUCAAUUUGGAUAGUUGGGAUAUGAAUCUAACACCUAACCUAAAUUAACUCCAAUAUUUAAAGAUUAAAGAAUAACAAGCGUAGUUUGUGGGGCAGAACACACAUUUAUGUUGACGGCUAAAGGAGAAGUGUAUUCUUGGGGAUUAAAUUUGAAAGGCCAAUUAGGAUUGGGUUGUUUUGACAACGCUUUGUAGCCUACUCUCGUUUAUGGUCUUUUGCCUUUUGGUACAAGCAACAGCAAAGCAAGAGAACAACAGGUAGGACACAAAAGGAUGAAGAGUGCAAAUGAAGGAGAUUCAUCUACUUCCCCAGGCUUGAAGGAAAGAUCAUCUUCUAUUGAUAACAUAAUGGAGCACAUUGUCAUGAUGAAGGAAAAGAUUAAAUAGAAAAGUUCAUGCGAAGUAUAGUGCUAAAUCCUUUUAUAAAAUGAUGAAGCAGUAUAGUAAAUUACAUGUGGAGCAUUGCACACAUUAGUUUUAACAAAUAAAAACAGAGUCUUUUCCUGCGGGUUUGGAGAAUCCUAUGCUUUAGGACAUCCGGAAAAUCAAACCCUUAAUGAAUUCAAAUAAAUAUCAAACUUACAACACUUCAAAGUCGAUAAAGUUUGUAGUGGAUUAGCCCAUUCAGGAUGCAUAGUUGAAGGAGGAAGAUCCUUUAUUUGGGGAGUCUGCAAAUCAAAUAAAGAUCAAAUAAAGUUACCAUAAUAAACUAAAAUUGUAGAUGAAUUAAAUAGUUAAUAAUGUGUUCUAGAUAUGAAAAUGGGAGAGAUGUUCACCUUAUUUCUCACUAGUAAGGGGGAAGUGUACUCUUUGGGAGAGAAUAUCCAAGGAUAAUUGGGAAUAGAAUAGAAUUGCACUGAUAUUCCAUUGAAAGUGUUAGGUUUGCCCUUAAUCUCACAAAUUUCAAGCGGGAGAAAUCAUUGUGUUGCACUAUCAGCUGAUUACAAAUAAAUCUAUGGAUGGGGAUCCAAUAUUUAUGGUUAAUUAACUGGACAACCUAGCGUAAAUUGUAAAGGAAUUAUAUCUCCGAAAUUGUUAUUUACAGUACCUGAAACUUAAAAGAUUGUUUGUGGUAACUUUCAUACUUUGUUAUUAUCAUCAUCUUUCUUAGAAAUCAUUUUAGAUGAUAAUGAAAAUUCUCAUAAGGACUAGGAGAAAUUAAACGAGGAAGUUGAGAAAUGUAAAAAUGAGCAAGAAAUAUUGAAAUAAUAGAAUAUUUAAUUGUAAUUAAAAUAUGAUAGAAUGAAGAAUGAAAUUUUGUAGAAAAAGAAAGUCAAAGAUCAAAAGGUGUAAACAAAUGAAUCAUAUAUCUAAAGGCAAAUUAAAAAAUAAUAAUCAAAAUUUGAUAUUUCUGCUUUAGAGAUCUCACCAGAACGACCAAUUAAACAUAGAAUAUUUUAAUCAAGUUUAGAUAUCGAUUUUAAUGACAUAAUGCUUGAAAAACAGAUAAGUGAAGGUGGAUAUGGAGUGAUUUAUAGAGCUAAAUGGAGAGAAACUACAGUUGCUGUAAAAAUGUUUAAAAUUGAUGGAAUGAAUGAAAAUCACAUCAGAGAUUUCCUAUCAGAAUGUCAUGCAAUGGAGGCACUAAGACAUCCAAAUAUAGUAAUGUUUUUAGGUGCUUGUACAAAACCUCCUAAUUUAGCUAUUGUUCUUGAAUAUUGUUAGCGAGGUUCUUUAUGGUAGGUGAUCUAAAAUCAUGACAUUCAUUUAACAUGGGAGGAUCGAAGGAGGAUGGCUUUGGAUGCAGCUAAAGGGGUAUUGUAUUUACACUCUUUUAAUCCUCCCAUUUUGCAUAGGGAUUUAAAAAGUCUCAAUUUAUUGUUGGAUGAAGCUUUUAGAACAAAGUUAGCAGACUUUGGAUGGACUAGAACUCUAUCUAAUUAUAUGACCAGCAAAAUAGGGACUUAUUAAUGGAUGGCACCUGAGGUAAUCGCAGGAUAAAUUUACACAGAAAAAGCUGAUGUUUUUAGCUUCGGUAUAAUAUUGUGGGAAAUAGCAGCAAGAGAGCCGCCUUAUAGAAAUAUUACUGGUUUGUAGGUCUCCUUAGAUGUGUUAAAUAAUGACUUUAGACCCACCAUACCAAAAAAAACUCCUGAAGUUUUUGCAAGACUUACUAAGAGGUGUUGGGAUAGGGAUCCAGAAAAGCGUCCAUCUUUUAAAGAAAUAAUUAAGGAACUGGAGAUUAUGAAAUUUCCUCCUGGAAUAUGA
Paramecium tetraurelia is the source of this 2487-nucleotide messenger RNA. RefSeq lists its product as uncharacterized. The transcript is spliced from 3 exons. The record is from RefSeq and is a predicted model, not a curated record. Gene Ontology annotation, biological process: protein phosphorylation. Lineage: Eukaryota; Ciliophora; Oligohymenophorea; Peniculida; Parameciidae. Gene Ontology annotation, molecular function: ATP binding; protein kinase activity.